UGGUGCGCGCCGGCGAGGAAGCCGCCGAGUCUGGGGCGCCGCCGGGCUCCAUGUGGGCGAGCAGCGCCGGCGGAAGGCACAGCCCCGACGGCGGAGAAGCCGCGACCGCGCCGGCGGGGGACCCCCGCACCUCCCACCCUCCCGGCGCGCUUGUUGCUCCGGCCGGCUGGAGAGGGGGAGGCGGACGCGCCACGCGGAGCCAUGAGCCGCCCGCCGCCGGGCUGAGCAGGACCCGAGCGGCACCCCGGGGGCUCUCCCCGCGCUCUCUCCUCGCCGGGGGGUCCACCGGCUGUCUCCGAGCCCCGAGGGCGCCCCUUCCCCCCGAGCAACCCCGCCGCCGCCACCGCCGCCGCCGCUUGCAGGCAUGGGGAACCAAAUGGAGAAACUGACCCACCUAAACUACAAGGAAGUUCCUACAGCCGACCCGACGGGCAUGGACAGAGAUGAGGGCCCAAGGAUUGGAGUCUCCUACAUCUUUUCCAACGACGACGAUGAGCUGGAGCCUCAGCAGGACUCGAGAGUUCCGGGUCUAAGCCGGGAGCACCCUGCGUCCGUGCCCUACGACCCGCGGCUGCAUGAAGUGGAAUGCUCGGUGUAUUAUCGGGACGAGUGCGUCUAUCAGAAAAGCUUUUCUGGGGAUGAUACGCAACCGGCAGAGGUGGAUGGGAGCGGAGCGGGGCCCCUAGCCACCUACACCCCAGAGAACCUUUUGAACAAGUGCAAACCCGGUGACCUGGUGGAGUUUGUGUGUCAGGCCCAGUACCCUCAUUGGGUGGUGUACAUCGGCGAUUUCCAAGUGGUGCAUCUGCACAGGAUGGAAGUCGUGAACGGCUUCCUGACGGAUGCCAGCCAGGGCAGGCGGGGGCGCAUCGCCAACCAGCUGUACCGUUACAAGCCGCUCAGCCCGGCCGCGGUGGUGCAGAACGCUUUGGACCAGGUAGGGUGCAAAGACCAGGAUCUCAGCUGGAGGAACUCGGAAUGUUUUGCCGCCUGGUGCCGCUACGGCAAGCGCGAGUUCAAAAUCGGCGGGGAGCUCCGCAUCGGCAAGCAGCCCUACCGGCUGCAGAUCCGGCUGGGCGACAAGCGAAGCCACACGCUGGAGUUCCAGAGCCUGGAGGAUCUCAUUAUGGAGAAGAGGAGGAACGACCAAAUCGGCCGGGCGGCCGUGAUCCAAGAGCUCUCCAGCCACCUGCAGCCGGCCGAGGAGGAAGACCGUCCCGAUCCGGGCGCCCAGACUGCUGCCGAGUAGCGGCCCAAGCGCAAGCGGGCUGCUCGGCCUGGGUGACACGGAUUAAAACUGAAGGCUGCGAAAUUGAGCUGUUAUAAGCCCUUUGGGCUGCCUCAGUGCAGCUUGGCUCCAAUCACAUGUGAAGGGAUGGGGGGGGGGAGGCAGGAAAGCUGAUUAAGUGUCAGCGCUUAACCCCUGCAAUGCUGGACGGAGCCGGCAACUUUCCACGCCGAAGGUUAAAACUCAGGGAGAUCUCCCCUCCGCUGCCUGUUAGGCCGAAGCCUAUUCCCCAAAUCUCUUCCGCGUGCCAGGGUGUCGCAACCUGGCCCAGCAUCAAGCCAGCAAAUGGCUCUGGAGGGCCUGAUGAAAUCGCAAAGCUGGGAAAUUGCUGCUUUCCUUCCCCGUUCCUGGCUUGCAUUGGUAUUUCUGGAAUCUUGUGUCCUGAGGGUUUACUGGCUGUGAUCUCGGUGGCCACCUUUCCAGCCGUCCUGGGAUUUAAUGGCUGAGGCGCUGUUCACCCUGCGCUACUGUGACCGGCUGGCUGGCUUUUGUUUUUUAAUUUUAAACCAGCUGUGAGGCGUUACGGGAAGGGUCAUGCAAUUUCUUUGUGGGGUUGCUUUGAAAGUAAGGUGGCGUGCUGUUUCUUGGUUUCUGAUAAAGGGGCACCUUUAUCAGACACCUCGAUGGGGAGGUGACCGUUGGAUGCACUUCUCUGCAUUUUCUCAUUCAGUGGAGCUGGGCACGGGCGGGGUGGACAGACCAUCCUUCCUUUGGGUGGCACUGAAGGGACUUGGGUAACUUCUGUUGGUUAGUAGGUCAGGCCACGCUCAAAACUUCAACAUGCAUUGUAGGCGCAGCCUAUAAAUACAUUUAAACCGGCCUUCGUGGGAGGGUGUGUAAGUCUGCAUAACCUGGUUGUUAGAAUUCGUUUGCUUCAGGUCCAGAUACCCUUUGGGCACAGCUCUUAGACUGCAGGUGGGAAUGUCGUGUUCAGCCAGUUUUGUUUGCCUCCGGUUUUUCCAAGAACCUGGUUUUUAGGGAUUCUUGGCCUUUAAGUGGAAACGCAACCUGAAGACGGCAGACUGCAGGUCUGUCGUGGCUAAGCGUUUUGCGCGUCAGGCUGGUGGCGAAUUUGGGCGAGGCUCGGUGGCCCCUCCCGUUGCCUGCUCCCAGGGAAGGCGCUUCUUCCCAAAAGCGUAAUUCUUUCUUCUUUUUUUCCUUUGCACCUUAGUCAGCAUUGCAAAAUUGUUGGCGUUCUCUCCUUUCGUACAGAGGCUUGAAAGAGGAAUUGGGUUGCCUUCGCGUGAAGCUUUUGUGUGUUUUCAAGAUCGGAAAAGUCUCUGUACCCACUUCAAGUAAAUCACCUCUUGAAGUGUCGGCCUCAAGGUUCAUCUUAUUUUCUUUCCUAUUCCGUUCUUGGGGGGGCGGGGGGGGGUUUCCUUUAUUUUUUUUUCCCCCUGGUGGGCCAUUAACCACUGGGCAAAGAAAGAAAGUGGGAACAAGUUAGUUCCUUUUGGUGAUCGGUUUUUGAAGGCCUUCAAGUGCUUUUCACCAAGUAAACAUAGUUAUGGAGGAAAUACAACACCUCCUUCAUUGUGUCUGUUCAGACACUGCUUCUGCGUGAUACACCGGCACUGUUAAGUCCUGUUCCUGGGUAAACCCUUUUGUUCCACCGGGACUUACGCAGUAGCCGUUCUUGGUGGAUCGUUCUCUAGCUGAACGCCGCGUUCUGUUUUCAAGCCCCUGGAGAAUCAAGACAUCAGACUUCAUCUCUCUCUCUCUCUCGCUCUCUGUGUUCUUCACCUGUGCAGGCUGUUAACAACUUUCCCACCCUCCGCUCAAUAAGCAAGAAAGCUGAUUUUCUCAGAUGAGCCUCAGGUUUGAUUUAAGGAGCGGAAUUAGUAUUUGGAAAGCAAAGGCGUUCAGUCUAAUUAAGCGGCGUAUUUUUAAGAAGUUGCCUGAUUUUGGGGCCCACCUUGCGUUGCCUGCUGUUGUUUAUUUCUGGUGCUGGGAGCUAAAAUCUGGGUGUGUUUUUUUUCGCCGCCACACAAGAUUAGGAGGAAUUAUAUCGGUCACAAGCGCCAAGUUUGCACGAUUGAACGCCUGACUGCAGGCUUUGAAACGUGUCCUCCGGAAGGUGUCUAUUGAAAGGCAGAGGUUAGAUCUACUCCGGCGCGAGUGCGUUGAGGAUCAGAAGCAACUUGGAAGGCAGACAUGCUUCAGAUUGCAUUUUGUUGUUGUGUGUCUUAGGCAGACAUUGCAAAACAGUGGUCCUAGUAUCACUUCCAUAGGUGUCAA
This is a messenger RNA of Sphaerodactylus townsendi, 3526 nucleotides long. It is a transcript of the gene LRATD2, whose product is annotated as LRAT domain containing 2. The record is from RefSeq and is a predicted model, not a curated record. The coding region runs from base 365 to 1249 and encodes 294 amino acids. NCBI's taxonomy places the organism in Eukaryota, Metazoa, Chordata, Lepidosauria, Squamata, Sphaerodactylidae. The transcript has 2 exons.